CAUUUUCUACAUCUCGUAUCAUUGGUUUCGGCGCGCUCAACUUGAAUACAACGUCAAGGCAGCUUCUUUUGCUGAUCAAUUGUGAUAGGCGCCUAGGCCUUAGAUGCACUUUGGUCUUUGCAUUUGGAUCUAUAUCAUGGGAUUGUUUUGACUGAAGAAAGCAGAAAGCAACCGAUUUCAGAUCUGAUGUGUUUGCUGUAAAGUGUAUUUGAAGAAUUUCAUCACACAACAUGGAAGUUGCAGACUACCAGUCAGCCUUUGAAGAUUAUCUGCGCAACAAGGAGACCUUCAAGUGCUCCGAGAAAGAAAUGGAUUCCUUCCUGCUAACUCUACCCAUUACUAAAGAGAUCAGGAAUCGUUUGAAGAAAACCACUUUGGAAAAUCCUCCUACAACUCUUAAGGUUCAUGGUCAGACAGUAUCUCUUUCCAGUAGCUAUAUCAAGGGUAUAAAAGCGAUACAGAACAUUCUGAAGAAAGACGAAAGUCAAAAUAUAAAGUUGAGCUGUAUCAUCCAGAGUAUUCGGGACUUGAUGGGCAGUACCCAUAGCAAGCUGGUUUGGGAGAUUUCAACAAUUCUUGACAUUUCAGGUGAAGAGAAGGUUUCUCUAGGAUAUUGUAAGAAGAAGCAACGCUUAUGUGAUGCAAAAGUGAAGAUGCAUCAUUAUCUCCUGAUGGAAGGAUUGCAAGAUGUUAUUGCCAGUAUUACAGAAAAAGGACCAGAUUCUGUAGAGGAACUGUGGAAAUCUUGUAAAAGCAUAUCUGCUCCUCUUGCUAUGUCAAAAGUGGGCAUGAAUCACAGAAGAUUUGAAGUGACACUGAAGAGCUAUCCUGAAGUUUUCCAGGUUGAAGGUGGUAAAGUGUUCUUAAAUGGCAACCCACAAAUUACAUACUCUCUGAUCCUUAGCCAUAUGCAGUCAGGUAAACUUAAGCUCAGAGAUCACCUGUAUAAACAAGGUGCACUUCUGAAGAAUGAGCUGUUCCAUUCAGCCCCACAUCUCCUUAACAGAGCAGAAAUGCUUGCAAUGGGAGAAGGCAUGGAAAUGUUCAACUUUACUCUGCAGUCGCUUAGCAAUGACUUUCUUAUCAUACUUCCUCACAUGCUAGUUGUUGUCAAAGGAACAUCCCAGGUACAGGACAACCCAUUUGUAAGUGCCAUCUCCAAGAUCAAAGGUUUCAUCAGAAUUGCCCAAGGUUCAUCUCAAGCUCAGGAUAAUCCUUUGGUGAGUGCGGUCUCCAGGUUCAAAGAUUUUGUCAGAGGCAAAAAUACUGGAGACAUCCCUACAAUGAGUCAACUACUGGUAUUUGUCAAUGAUACACUGAAUCCGAGAGAGCAAGUAGCUGUUGGAAGCACUAGCCAGAAGCUCAGAGAAACAAUCACUGCAUAUCCAGACCACUUUGCCGUGAAUAAUGACAGGGUGUUUGUCAAGUCGGAUGAUGUCAUUCUUCCAGAUAUGAAUUCAAAAGUUGCACAUAAUACUUCAGUUACCAUAGAAGAUCAAGCAGGUGAUAGAGAUGGAUGUUUGCCAGAUCAGUGCUCUGAAUCCUCUGAAGCUCUGGCACACUCAAAUGCUCUUGAUCAAGAAAUAGAGUCACUUCAAAUUGAUAUUGAUGUAAGAAGUUCUGUUCUAAGUACUGAGGAUUCUGAACUGUCCCCAAACUCUGAUGAUUCUAGUCAGGAUGCUGGUACUCUUGGCACAGAAAAUGUAUGUACAAGCACUUCAAACAGCUCCAUCCACAACACUGAAAAAACAGGAAGCAAAGAAAACUUAGGUUCUGUUGAAGAUCAUGAAACAAAUUUGCCACAUUCAGAUAACAUAGAAUGCAGCUCAAUGCAGAAUGCUGAAGAUAGUAGAGACAAUCCUGAUCAAGACCAUCGUUCACCGAUCACGGAUGAUGCCGUAUCUAGCACUGGACAACUGGAAGGCUCAUCGAACUCUGAUGCCCUUGAUCAGAAGACAGGAUCACCUUGCACUGAUGAUGGUGUUUAUAGGCUUAGCUCUGUUCAAAGUGUUGAACUUCCUGAAGACUCCGCAGACUCUGACCUGUGUGAUCAAGAAACUGGUUCAUCCCAUAAUAAUAAUGAGGCAUGUACAUGUAGCUCUGUCCAAAACAUGGAACUCCCUGGCGGCAUGCAAGUCUCUGAAACUUCUGAUGGAGAUACUGAUAUGUUGUGCAAUGAUGAUUGUUUUCAUACUCAGAACGCAGACCAACGUGAAGACUCGGUAAACUCUGCCUCUCUUGAUAAAGAAAAACAUGCUCCAGAAACUGAUAAUGAUGUCUCCAACUCUAUUCAGACCACAGUUCAUUCUUCUGCAGACCUCAGAAACUCAGACCUGGCUGAUCAUGGCCCAGCAUCACCUAGAGGAGGUAACAAUCAAUGCAGCACUGAUCAGAUCACUGACCAUCCUCUAAACUUGGUAAAUUCCAAUGGCAAUAAAGACUUACUAUGUCCCAACAAUGAUGUAGGUAGCUAUGUUAAAAAGACUGAAUGUUCUGAUGAUGUCCCAAACCUGGACACUCUUGAUAUUGACACUGAUUUAACAUACCGGUACUCUGCUCAUGAUAUUGCACGCUUCUCUCAGAAGACCAAAGAUUUUGAAGAUUUCUCAUUUUCAAACAAGAGAUCUUCACUUCAAACCAUUAAUGAUGAACUUGAUGGGAGCUUGGAUCAGUCUAUGUCUUUAGGGCAAGACGAAGUUGAAUCUCUUGGGAGUGACACCAUAUCAGACUCAGAGUCUCUUCAUUCUGGGAUGAGUAAUGAAAUAGGGAACCUGGAACCAGCUAGUGCAUCUGCAGAAACUGAAGGCCGGGAUACAGUUACUGUUCUUCAGGAUUUCAACUAUUUUGGUGAACUGAUCAAAGAUUUUCUAAGCAAGUCAAUCUAUCCGAUACUUUCUGUGUCUUUAUUUGAUGGUUGGUUUAUUGUUGGUCUCUGGGAUGGCCCUACAUUUGCUAUCUCCUUGACCUUGACGUCUGGUGAUCAUAAGAAGGUGCUUGGACCGUUGGAAAGGUCCGCAUUGGAUUUCUUGACCAGUGGGUCAAUCUUGAAGGUUGUGUUUGGUAAGCAGCUUCUUACAGAGGUCAGUGAUACUAUUGGAAUCAAGAUGAUCAAUGUGUUUGAUUUGCAGGAGGCAGAAUGUCUCAUCAAAAACAAUUCCAAGAAAUCCCAGACAUUGCUGGAGUCUCUGAAGUUGUUUGGCAUCGAUCCUUGUCCUGUUGUAGAGGUGUGUAUAGGAACCAUUCAAGCUCCUAGCUCUGGUGAGGUAUACGGCAAGGAAGCUAUCCUCAAGCUCAAGGAAACAGCGAGAUGGACCAUGAAGCAAGUCCCACAUCUCUAUCAAAAGAUGUUAAGAAUGAUGUUACCACAUCAGAUCACUGAUGUGAGCCAACUAUACUGUAGAGAAGUUGAAGGUCUACCCUCAACAUCAAGCAAGACAAAAGAACCUUCUUGCAGUACUACAUCAUCUGGGAACAGUAACCAGAAUCCCUCUGCAUCUUCAGUAUCAGUGAGUGUUUCUCAGGAUUAUUCCCUUGUGACAUCUACAACAUCGCAGAAGCAUGAUCUAGUAUCGUCAGCGAAAGAAAAGGCCACUUCUGAGAAGCCUGUGUCGGUACAUAGAGUGUCCUCCACAUCUGAUGACUUAGUUGAACUUGAAAUUGUGGGUCAAGCCCAGACAACAAAUGGCCUAGUGGAUAUGGAGGAAAACCUUCAUCCUGAUAUACUGACAGGGCCUGGGCCAGAUUCCAUCUUACCUGCCAAAGACAAGGAAUCCAGGCCAGUCAGCUCCAUUACCACAUCUCGUAGAUCAGAGAAGAAACACAUAGCAAUGCCGCAAGAAAAAGCCACUGAUGAGGUCCCCAAAGGAUCAGUGGGAAGUACCAACCCACAGGCAGCUAGUGAACAAGAGAUGUCUCAGCAGUCAUCAUCAAUGGCCAAUGACAAAGUGAUCCACUACAAUGAUGCAGGAAAACCAACACUCAUUCCUUUUACAAGCAAGCUUGCUAACAAAGCCAUCAAUCCAUGCCAGACCACCCAUGAAUUAGCUGAAGAGUUUGAUGAGAUCGUGAAGCAUGACCAGGAGAAGUUUGUUGAAGCCUUCGGUAUCUGCAUCAAGUAUAGUUUGAAGACGCUUGCAGAGACAGAUGAAUCCCUUUCCCUUGAUCAACUUUCAGAGGUUGUCCUGGAUUUAGGGAGAAAACCAAGUGCAAGGUAUUACCAACCAGAGCACCCGGGUCAGCUGAAAAUAAGGACUCUUACCGACAAACAACUAACAAAGCAAGAUCUGAAAGAUUUUGUGAAAAAACACUGUUCACCUGUAUCAGGUGAUCGUAAAACUUCAAUCAAAGAUACACUCCACAGAGUAGGGAUUAUAUACAAUCGUAGGAAAGAACCAAUAGGACUAACAGCAUUGACAAGGCAUGCAGUCCUAGGAUGUGCAACCCCUCUCUUUGACCUCAUGAACCAGGGACAGUCCAUUCUAAUCAUAGGGAAUCCUGGUGUUGGAAAAAGUACCAUAUUGAGGGAAGCAGCCAGGGUGAUAAAUGACGUUGCAAUGAGGCGUGUGGUCGUUGUUGACACAUACAAUGAGAUUACCGGUGAUGGGGAUGUGCCACAUCCGGCUAUAGGUGGGGCCAGGCGUGUUCAGAUUCCAGGUUGGGGUUCACAGUCUAAUAUGAUAAAGGAAGUAGUGCGGAAUCACAGCCCUUUGACACUUGUCAUUGAUGAAGUCGCGACUGAAGCGGAUGCUGCAGCGGUCCUGGCUACCAGACAGAGGGGUAUCCAAGUCAUUGCUGCAGUUCCUGGACAGACCCUCCAGGAUGUCAUCCUCAACCCCAAUCUAAAGCACCUCUCUGGGGCAAUUCAGAACAUGGUCUUUGGCCAUCCCGGUCAGCAGGUUGUUGCUGGACACACUGCGAUGCAGAGGACACAGCCAGCAGCCUUUGACAUCCUGGUGGAGAUGUAUGAUCGAUACCGCUGGAUCGUGCAUAUGGACUUCACACGAGCCAUUGACCUCUGCCUUCAGAGAGUACCAGUCGGUGUUCAGGAGAGAAGAGUGUUCAUGAAAGAAAUAUCAGAAGAUACCAAAGGAGUUCCUCAAGUGGUAGUGAAAAACCUUGUGGUUACUUAUCCCCUAUAGUCAGAGAAUUUAUCUGUACUGUUUCAUGAACUAUUUUAUUACACUAAUCUGCUCAGUUUGAGUUGAUUGGAUAGGAGAUUAAGGUUAGUUUUCUAGUGGGAAGAAAUUAAAAUCACAUGAAUUUUGAAGUAGUAGACAAGCAAUGAACUUUUAAGUAGACCUUUAACAAAUGUUUAACUUAUGUGAAGUUGAUGAAUGUAGAGUUUACUGAAUUAAAUUCCUUGGUAUUCAAUCAUUCCAUUAUUAUAAGUAGGAGUAUUAUUAUUAGUAAUAGUAGUAUUAAUAUUAGUAUAAUUAUAGUAUUAGUAUGAUUAUUAGUAUUAGCAUGAGCAUUAGUUCUAAUUCUUUCAUCUACAAUUUUUUUUUCCAGUUUGCAUUUAAUGACUUUUGUAAUAGAUUAUUAAGAGGAUACCCAUAGCAUAGAAUCGUAAGAAAAUGACUUUGAAAUGUAUGCAGAUUUUGUGGACAUAGUUGUGGUUAUUUCAUUUAAUGAACAAUUCACAGAGAAAGGUCCAACAACAAAUGUGCAGUGAAGUUGGUUUCACGGUACACCUUGUAUUUUUUGUGGGCAAUUGUUGGUCCUGAAUAAUACCUCCAAACUUGACAUUUCGACAAGUGUGUUCUUGUCAUCUUCAGGAGAUUGUGCACUUUUGACACUCAAUUCACGAUUACCGGUAUGCAAGAAAUCUGCACUGUCCAUAAUUUUUAUACUCCCUCCCACUUUGUAAAUUCAGACUAAUAAGCUUUGGUUAUGGUCUAUGAGGUAUCGUGAUUGUCCUGAUUUUGUUUUUUCUUUAUUAUUUUGUGCAUUUCUUGUAUUUAUAUUAAUGUGAUGGCACAAGAUAGUUGGGAACAUAUUUGAUGUAUUGUUACUGUCAAGAUUAGCAGACAACUUUGUUCAAUCAUUCCAGUGUACAUUGAAGUGAGACUGUGGUCAAUUUUUUGGGGGGUCUGGAAUCCACUGUCCAAGACUGAUUAAUAAGUUCUGGACUUUAAUAAGGGUGAUACAUUUAGAGGGUGUCAUGGCGGUGCAUGGGCACUUAUGCAAUGACUGAAAGUCCACUCCUUGUGAAACACACUUGCCAGUAUUUUGAAAAUAUGAUGUCUCUCAUUUCUAUCUUAAUUUCAUAUUAUUAGAAAUAGCGAUACAAUGCUCUGCCUCUUUCCUCUUGUAUUCUGGUUCACCCUCUGCUCUACAAUUGAAGCACAUAGCACAAGUGACAUUUCCUGUGAAAUUGAAAAUAGUCUACCUAUUAUUUACUGCCAAACAUAUCUCUUAGUACUAGGAUGGUUGUUCAUUCAUGAAAUAUCAACUCAAUAGCCCAAAUUCUCCAAAGGGAUUUUGAAUGCAUGGUUUAUUGCAUAAAAUUAAGAAAAAGAACAGCAGACUAAUUAAUCAAAACAAUUGCAAUUUCGUCUAUUGCCAACUCGUUCACUCAUCACAUGGUCUAUCUUCAUUUAGUAUAAUGCCAUUCUGUCCAUCUACAUUUUGUCUAUCAACCAUUUAGUCCAUUUACCAUUUGGUCUAAUAAUCACUUUGUCUAAUUACCAGUUCGUCUAUGACCAUCUCAUAACCAGUUGGUGUAAUACCCAUUUUCUUUUCAUUUAUUUCGCCAAAUAGUCGGAUUAGACCAAAUGGUAUAUGGACUAAAUAGCUAUUGGACCAAGUGGUUAUUAGACAAGAUGAUGGGUGGACGAAAUGGCAAUUAUACCAUAUAGAUAGUGGACUGAUGGUAGACAAAUUGAUAGAUGAGAUGGUAAUUGGACGAAUUGGGAUUAGAAAUUAGAAAUUAAUUUUGUAGGGCACCAGCUUGCACAACUCGUACCCAUCAUGCAGUGCCACUUUAAAUGUUAUGAUAGAUAAACAAAAUAGGCCAAAGAAGGGACAAUACUGUUCCAUUUUGUGGUAUAUCUUAUCUUGUAACAGAAAAUGACAACAUGUGUUACCUAUGAAUUACCAAGUUUUAAUGCUUUGUGUGCUUCUGUAUAUAUACAUAUUUGUGUAUACAUGUAUGUACUUACAUCUUACAAUACUUAUGUAUUUACAUCUAAAAAAAAAUGUCUUCCACUGCCAAUUGUCCAACCAUGGAAUCUUUGUUAAUUCAGGUAUUGAAGUGAUUUGUUAUGGUUUAGUGUGUAAAAAAGAUCAAGUAUUUCAAGUAAUCAUGUAAGUUAUACUACUAGUACAUGUAAUUGGACAUAUAUUUUUGAUAACCAUGUUGUGCCUCACUGCAAUAUGAUAAUGAGUAUUAAAUAGAAUAGCUGAAUACAGUUUUCAGCCUUUAUAUCACUCAGUUAUGUUAAAAAUCAAACAAAAUACAGUAUUGCCAUUCAGUAUGCAGAGAUUGAUAAUACUGUUCAGGUGAAUAUAUGUGUUUAUUUUGUGAAGUAUGUUUGAUGGUUAAAUGGUUUUGUCUGGUUUUUUGUGGGACAUGGGCGUUCUCUCAAUAUUUGAUAUUUUUGUUCAGUUACGCUGUGGAGUUUUUUGUUUGGUGUCUGGGUUACAAUACUUUGAAUUUAUAAUGUACAUUCAUUCUCCAUCUAUGUUCAUCAUUACAUGUCUAGUUGUAUGUAAGUCUUCCAUUCUAAUUGAUGUACAUUGUCUUCCGACAGCUAAGGUGUCAACUAUGAAAUGAUUGUGAUAUAUCUUGUCAAAGGGUCUAGAUUUAGUCUUCUGUAAGGUUAAUGGUUAAGGUACAUGAAAGAAAUGAAGUAGGAAAAAUAUUUGAUUGCUUAGAACUAAACUUUUCAUUGGGUGUUGUGGUAGCGUUGAAUGUAUUAGUGCAUACAUGUGUGUCGAGCAGUGUGCUUACAACAAAUUUUCAUAAACGGUUUAAAGCCACAGAAAUCUUUCAGUUUGAUUGGCUGAUAUUAAACUUGUUAAAGAAAUUGUAAAAAUUCUUCAUGAAACCAGACCCUGGUAUUUGAAGAUCGAAAUUGGAAGAUAUCAUAGCAAGUCAAAAAUUAAUAAACAGAUUACCAUAUAUUAUGUCUAAUGAUUUAUGUAAUUCCUUUUCAAUGUUUGAUAGGUUGUGACUUUCACGUUUUCUUCUCAUGUCUUCCGCUCCACCAUAUGGUAGUGAAAAAAAUGACUCUGGCUUUAUUUUUCCAAUUCAUAUUGUAUUGAUAUUGUUGUUUUUCAAAAUCAUCAAAAUGUCAGAAGACUUGCAAUUCAAGUGCACUCAAUAGCAAAGAAAAAAAAAUUGAAAUUAAAUAUCCCUCCAGGGCCUGUUUCAUAAAGACUAUUGUAACUUUCAUGGAAUCCUGGAUUGUGAUUGGCCACUGAGCCCUGUGUCCGUGGUAGUUCCUACACAGUUUUGAUUCUUUGUGGAAUUGGCCCCUGGCCUUUGGUUUUCCUCUUCCACAUUUCGUGACUCUCGUGUUGAUGUGGAAAAAAGUUAAUUCAAUAGUAAUGUGCUUGUGAUUUCAUGUGAUGGUCAGUUUCAUUCCACAUUUCAUGCUAUUCAUUCCUACACUGCAAAAACUCUAGUGUUGAUUUAACACCAGCCCGGUCUUUAUUUGUCCACACAAGAAUUUUUUUUUUUUACGACACCAGUUUGGAAUCAAACGGAUGCUGUUUUAAUGCUAAUUGGUGUUGUAUACACACCCAUCUGGUGUAAGACCAAAACAAAAGUGGUGUUGUUUAACACUUCUCUGGUGUGGACUUAUAUAUAUUCCAGGCUGGUGUUUAAUCAGCAGAGUUUUUGUAGUGUGUAUGUUGCAUUUUACAGUGUAAAUGCAUGUUCCAAAGUGAUGAUGGGGGGGGGGGGUCUUAAUUGGACAUAUACAUACAGAACCAUGGUUAUGGAAUAAUUGGUAUUAUUUGUAUCUUCUGUAUAAUUUUUUGGUAAUAAAUAAAACAUUUACUUUUACAAGAAA
Messenger RNA from Lytechinus variegatus (green sea urchin), 9017 nucleotides. RefSeq lists its product as uncharacterized. The record is from RefSeq and is a predicted model, not a curated record. Lineage: Eukaryota; Metazoa; Echinodermata; Echinoidea; Temnopleuroida; Toxopneustidae. The coding region runs from base 231 to 5138 and encodes 1635 amino acids. Gene Ontology annotation, molecular function: ATP hydrolysis activity. The transcript is spliced from 12 exons.